Messenger RNA from Solanum dulcamara, 1134 nucleotides. RefSeq lists its product as uncharacterized. The transcript is spliced from 4 exons. Gene Ontology annotation, molecular function: protein binding. Lineage: Eukaryota; Viridiplantae; Streptophyta; Magnoliopsida; Solanales; Solanaceae. The coding region runs from base 121 to 915 and encodes 264 amino acids. The record is from RefSeq and is a predicted model, not a curated record.
CCCAGCAACCAAAGCACACGAGCCUCGUGUCUAUGGCUUCAUUUCCAUUUCCCUUCACUCUUCGCCUUCAAUAUUCCUCAGAAAAUACUGAAACAAUUGAUGACUUGAACUGUAUUUACAAUGUGGUCAGCGUCAAAUUUGCAAGCUAUGUCUUUGAGAACUCGAAUCAUUCAACCAAACUUCUGCAAUGACGGAUGCACUAAGUUCAGACAAGAGAUCAACCACUGCCUUACUUCACAUCUCCAUAUGCAGUGUUGUGCAGUUUUAGCUGACACAACUAGGCUAGUUUCUGACAAUCUUCCUGGAAACUCUGUUUUUGAUUCAAAAGCUAGAACUUUCACACCUUUUAGAAAAGCAUCCAAUUCGUUAUUGGUGAGACGAUGCCAAGUCACGGGUGAAGAUUCAGGAGGAACUUUGAGUGGCGAAAGCAUCUUGCAAAAUGUAGAAACCCUGGCUCGAGAUUUAAAGACUGCUAUUAAAGAGGAGAACUAUGCUCAAGCAGCAAAAAUCAGGGAUAGCCUCCGGCUUCUCCAGGAGAAUAGUAAUGCAUCUGUACUAGCAGCAAAUGCUCGUUUUUACAAUGCUUUCAAGACUGGAGAUUUAGCUUCUAUGCAAGCCCUCUGGUCGAGGGGUGCGAAUACAUGCAUCGUGCACCCAGGGGUGAGUGGCAUAUCAGGCUAUGAUCUUGUAAUGGGAAGCUGGGAGUUUGUGUGGGCAGAAUAUGAUUUCCCACUUGAUAUAGAGAUCAGAGAUGUCCAGGUUCAUGUUAGAGGUGAUCUCGGGUACGUUACAUGUGUUGAAAUGGUCAAGACAAAGGGUAGCAGCUGGGGAAAACAGUUUGCUACUAAUGUGUUUGAGAAGGUUGAUGGACAAUGGUUCAUAUGUAUUCAUCAUGCCUCUUAUAUUGACCUGUAAAUUGUGAAAAAAGAGAGCUGUUUUAGGAGUGAGAAUCGUAUAUUAUCAUAGGUUUUUUAACCUAUUAUUAUCGAGUCGUAUGUCAAGCACAAUUAGAUUAAUAGCAUGUUUGGUCAAGCUGACAAAAUCAGCUUAUUAGAGAAGUACUUAUCAAAAUUGUUUUGGGGAGAGUAACAAUUUGUGUUUGACUGAAUCAUUUGAGUAGUGCUUUUGUUAGUA